Molecule: messenger RNA, 333 nt
Organism: Echinostoma caproni
Lineage: Eukaryota; Metazoa; Platyhelminthes; Trematoda; Plagiorchiida; Echinostomatidae
Source: the annotation of a GenBank genome assembly
AUGUCGGCUGAAGUUGAGGUCAAUCCUUUUCGACCAGGUGGUGAACUGUCCAAAGAAGCUGAAGAUAUAUUGAAAAAUUCUACUAUUCUUCGGGAUACGGUAAAUAUUCGAGAAGUGAUUAUCAAUGAUCCGUCUCUACGGCGCCCUAAUGGCACAGCGGUCAGUCCCACCGUAACAGACCACAACGGUUCCCCCAUCAAACCGAUCACCUGUGAGGUCACUGCAUCCUGUGUUCCUCCGGUUGAGGCUUCUGCUCCGUAUCAAGAGCCGAAAGUCGAGCAUGUAAACAUUAAACCGGGACGACGGCCAGCCAAAUGCUGUGUACUGGUCUGA